UCGAAAGUCCACGCGCAGUCUCAGUGUGAACUUGGUUCUAUACGCCCGUUUCACGUGUGUGAAGAAAACUUUAUAGAGUGUUCGAAUUUAAAAAUACAACACAAUGUCUAUCAGCCGAUUGUCUAUUGUCAAAUUUUUGGAACUGGCGCUGACAUGUUCGUGCGUGGCCCUGCACUACCACAGCUAUAACUGGGAGGCGGACAUCGGCAUGCUGGUUACUGGCACCUUCGUCGGAUACCUCAUUAUCUUCGCCGGUGCCGCUGCUGGAUACGUAAUGCAAACACCAUCUCACAAACGCAUUGACAUCUUCUAUUCGUUGGUCGGAGUGGCGCUCUUCGUCGCCAGUGGUGCUGUCAUCAUUGACAAAUAUCAGCAUGCAAGCAAAAAUGACAUAACGAACAAGAACCUCGCGAAGGCUUCCCUGGCUAUUAUCAACGGAGCUAUUUUACUCAUUGAUGCUGUUUUAACACAGCGCGGAGGCUAAACUAUCUACAAAUCAUGGUGAACAACUAAAAAAUCUUUGGCUAAUCACAAACCUAGACAUUAAUAGAAUUUAAUGUCAUCAAAUAUCUUUUCCAAAAAUUAAUUUACAUUAUAUUUAUUAUAUUUUUAAUGCCUCAUUACACAAUAAAAUUAGUUAGAAAUAUAACAUUUAAAAAAAUAGAGUAAAAUGAAAAUAAUGUUUAUGUACUGCCGAAGAUUUUUUAGUUAGUCCCUAUUUGAGCAUAUUUUUUUUCAUUUGUUGUUUGUUUCAUCACACGAGGAUGUUUGAGUGGCAAUCGUUUUAAAUUACUUUGUCUAAUGAUUUUUACAUAACUAUUAUAAAAUAAGUUUUAUUUUCUGUGCUAAUGUUUAGUAUGCUAGAUUGCAGCCAGUCUCAUUAUUUUCAACAUGUCAACGAAAAAGGGAACACAAUAUCAAAUUAGUAAUACAAUAUUUU
Molecule: messenger RNA, 940 nt
Organism: Achroia grisella
Lineage: Eukaryota; Metazoa; Arthropoda; Insecta; Lepidoptera; Pyralidae
Exons: 4
Coding region: 104-484 (126 amino acids)
Biological process (GO): septate junction assembly
Source: RefSeq, a predicted model, not a curated record